CUUUCAUUUUGUCAAGGUUAGGGAUGGGUGGAGUGGGGCUGGGUACAAAAUAGCGUCUGUUUGCUCGAGGAACCUUGGGCGAUUUUGUGGUCGUGGCAUAAAUUCCGCCCAUCCUCCUUCACAGCGUGCAAGUGCUGCUACGGUCGGAGUUUUGAUGUUAUACUUGGAGUUCUCGACAGUGUUGUAAACCGUGCUCCAGGAAUGACGUUGGCAUUGAGGCCUGAUGGUGUAUUUUGAAGCACGACCAAAGACCAUACCAAUUGGUCCAAAAAAAACUCCCGCCCGCGCCUUGCAUUUUUUUUUUGUUUUACAGGGUGCACGGACACUGUGCAACAAUCUCCUCCCCGAGGGCGCUCAGCGAGAGGACGACGGGACCGGAGAGGGUAUUGUCUGCACAGGCGGUGCCGACCGCCGGGCUGCCGCCAAGCGGGAGGGCGCCAGGCUCAACGAGCAGAACAUGCGGGGAAAAAAGCCAAAGAAUAAGGGGGUGGGGCAAAGCGUGGCAGAGGCUACGUCCGCUGCCAUGAAAACCGCACUCAAAGAUAUUGAGCCACUGCUGGAAAAGGUUGGCGGAUCAGAAAAAUCAGAGUGGUACAAAAAAAAAGAGGAACACGCUUGCAAGACUGCUGAACACGACAGCAAGGCUUCUGGCCUCGCCCUCCAGAAGGAAAUGACCGAGUCCCACGCCGAAUUCUCGAAGAAAAUUUUGGAGGAGGAGAAGGGAAAAGCAGAGGGUUAUCAGACGAGAGUUAGAUUCCUGCGCAAAAUGUUGGCCGGCAUCGAGAAGGAAAUGUUUGGCGACGAAUAACACCCAUAUGCACUCCCGGAAGAGUGUUACCGUGCAAUCGUCGAAUUUUAUGCAUGCUCAACGUCUUCGUUUCGUCGCAGCAUUGAGGAUACGUGCGCCUCCGCAUAGACGUGUGGGUUUGGUAGGCAACAACACUUUGAGAGGAUGCUUUACGGCAACAAAGGAGUAUCAAUAAAAUAAAUAUAUUGGAAGAAGCCGAGACCGUUGUGGUUCACGGGCAAGUUGCUGUGACUGUAUUCAACGAACACGAGGAUGCGUUUUUUUAUUUCUCUCCCUGCUGCAGGGCUUGCUUGCUGCGAGGGUCGUAGCCUUCUUUUUUUUUGGGACCAGGGGGGGGGGAGGUUUCAAUUUUUUUGUUGGGCAUGGUUGAGUCAACGACUUAGUCUUUUCGUAGCAUCAUUUUUUUUAGGAUACGUGCGCCUCCGCAGAGACGUGUGGGUUGUUUGGCUGGCAACAACACUUUGAGAGGAUGCCUUGAGGCAACAAAUGAGUAUCAAGGAUAAUAUGGUUGAAAAACGCCGAAGACAUUGCUGUCUUGGGGGUAACCUGCCGUGCCGCCAAUCUGCGGACAUGCAUAUCGUUUGGUGUUUUCCUAUUUGUAAGACUUGUUCCNGCCGUGCCGCCAAUCUGCGGACAUGCAUAUCGUUUGGUGUUUUCCUAUUUGCAAGACUUGUUCUUGCAACCCAAUACUACGUUGGGUGUUGGCGGGAACUCUGAGGCACGCUUUGAUUCCGCAAUUUUGGAGCCUUGCAAUUUUUCCCAUCUCCGCGCAUGCUCACUUGAAGCGCAGGAAUGUGUUCGCGAUGGGAUUCGACAAGACCCCAAUUUUUAGCGUGUGUGUGGGUCUCCUUCAGGUCUGCAACCUGGAGCAAUGUUUCACCCACGCGACGAAUAUUUAAUACAGGGAUGCAGAGACAUCAUUAAAAGUUGUAUCAACGACAACAACGUUUUCGAUUCACACCCUCCUAUCAAUUAGGGAAAAAAAGAAAAAAAAGUCGAACAUGCCCACAUUUUUAAUGCCCUAGGCAAAACAAGCACCCUCCAAGACCCACAGGACCCCGCUUUCAUCCGCACACGAUGCAUAUUAACCAUAAAGUGUUGCCGGCACGAACACCCACAAUACGAACCAAGUGUACCAGGACACAUCUGGUCAGAACGCUCCACACCGACACCCACAAAACAUGUCAGCGAGAAACAACAUGUCACACAUCACACCCUCCACCUCUCCCCGGGAUUCGCCGACACCCUAACACCAACACCCAAAACACGUCCUUCCAGCGCCCUCCGCCCUCUACAUUGAGGUAUCUCCCUCCUGCGCCU
Molecule: messenger RNA, 2128 nt
Organism: Ectocarpus sp. CCAP 1310/34
Lineage: Eukaryota; Phaeophyceae; Ectocarpales; Ectocarpaceae
Source: the annotation of a GenBank genome assembly